AUGGAUCAAACUAACUACACUACAAAGAAUAAGAGAUCAUUAUCUCAAUCUUCUCAAUAUUAUACAAAUUCUAAACUAUCAUGCGAAGAAAUAAUAAAUAAAAUGGAAAAUGAACAAGAUGCUAUAGUGGUUCGUCUAUUAAGAGAAAUUAAUUACCUGAAACAGGAAAAUACUAAAUUAAGAAAUCAACUAAAUAAUAAUCGUAGGAAAUUUCGUCGCCAUUCAACGGGCACAUCGUCUGCCUCUACUAAUAACAUUGAUGAUGAAGUAAUAAUUGACGAUGAUGAUACCAAUAAUAAUAUGGAAGAACUUUUGCCAUUGACCCCAAGAAGAUCAUUUAAUAAUGGAAGCACGUAUACAACUCCAAUUUCAUCACGUAGACCAAGUAACGUUAAUUCAAAUACUAUUUUCCCAAUACAUACACCUGCAUCCUCGUCGUCGUCGUCUUCUUCUUCUUCUGCUAAUAUCAACUCAAUAACAGGGAAUUUCUUAAGACCUAAGAAAUUCACAUUUUCUCAUAUCCCUUCUUCUUCAAAUGGUUCAACAAUUGUUUCAUCGUCCUCAUCUGCCGUAGGGAUUGAAAACUUAUCAAUAAAUCAUUACAAUCAUAACAAUCACACGAAUAAUAGAAAGAGAAGAACUUCAAGUACACUUUCUUUAGAAAAUAAUCCUCAUUUUAAAAAUCAUGAAAAGAAAGUUAAUGAGAUACUACCAUUGAGAUAA
This is a messenger RNA of Maudiozyma barnettii, 723 nucleotides long. It is a transcript of the gene RTS3, whose product is annotated as Rts3p. NCBI's taxonomy places the organism in Eukaryota, Fungi, Ascomycota, Saccharomycetes, Saccharomycetales, Saccharomycetaceae. Bases 1 to 723 code for a protein of 240 amino acids. The record is from RefSeq and is a predicted model, not a curated record. The transcript has a single exon.